GAGAAUGUAUGUAACAAGACCUCGAUCUUUGUACAAAAGGGAUCCUGAAGCUCUUGGACAUGAACCAGAGGGACCAAAUUCAGGCUACCUAGUACUUCAAGACCAAGAUGCUGAGACUUACGGAUGUUUUGGCUUGUGGAAGAACGGCAUCGGCAAUCUUCCAUUUCCACAGAACAGAAACUUAACAGUUGUUUAGACACUUAAUAGACAAGGAUCUGUGGUGUAUCAUGAUGCAGUUAUUUUCAUUCCUGUUCUUAAUCAGCCUCUUUCUUCUAAUCGCUGCUAUGUCAUUCGAAGGAAAGGGAGGCGUCAAGGUGAAGUGAGCACAUGUUCAAAGGAAGAAGACAUGGGGACAUGUUUGUGCUGCACUUACAUCAAAGACGUCAAAUCAAAACCUCUGAAUUUGAAUCCAUCUGAUGAAUAUCAACAAUUUCAGAUAAUGCAAAAGGGUUGGAGAUUUCGAGCCAAGUCUAUUGUCUCAGAUGGGUUUGCUCCUCAGUCUUGAGGAGAAAAGGUUGGUCUCUGUCCACCAAGACACCACGCCAUAACCAAUUGGGUGAAGCUCUCGGCAUCAACCCCACCUUGAGAGCCCAAUUGCCGCCCUUCACCUUCUCAUCAUCGUCAUCAGAUCGCUCCGAGCCAAUGGUCGUCGGAAAAUGGUACAGCCCUUUCAUGUUUGUGAAUGAAGAAGGAGUGAGUGUGAAGGAGCAGAUGAAGAGGUCAGUGUUCUAUGAAAUGACACUUGAAAGAAGGUGGGACAGAGUUUUCUCUAACGAAAACGGUGGGAAUAGUAAUCAAGUGCUUGUGGAUGUUGUGGUGAAAGCUGAAGUUGCAGGGCUGGAAGAUGGUAGAGAAGCUGUUUGGGAGGAAGGAAAAGUUGAAGAGGGUGUGAUGUGGUUUAGGAGUUUGGAUAGAGGAGAGAGAAAGGUAGGGUUGAGCAUGGCCAUUGUGGAGGGAAUGAGAUGGGAGGAAGAGAGAGCUGAUUGGGAGGGAAAGAAUAUUGCGGAGAAACAAACGAGAAUUGAAAGAGUGGAGAAGUUUGAGGGAAUAAAUGAAACACUGUGGAGGAAUUUUGGAUUUUAUGUGUUGGUGGAAAGCUUUGUGUUGAAGAGAAUGGAUGGAAGCAUUGUGUUAACUUGUGACUUUAGACACUCAAAUCAUGGCAAGUGCGCUUGGGAGUAAACUAGUUAAUGAUUAUAAUAUUAUAUGUAUUUGAUUUCUAAAGUAUUUGUUGAUUAUAAUAUUACUUAUUCUUAUACUCCAAAGACGUUUGCAUAGAGAGGUUGAAUUAAUGUAUGAAGGGUUUGAUUUUGAGUGGCUUGUAAAUGGGUUUGAUUACAUCUUACUGUUGUAUUAAAA
Prosopis cineraria is the source of this 1359-nucleotide messenger RNA. RefSeq lists its product as uncharacterized. Lineage: Eukaryota; Viridiplantae; Streptophyta; Magnoliopsida; Fabales; Fabaceae. The transcript is spliced from 2 exons. The coding region runs from base 643 to 1182 and encodes 179 amino acids. The record is from RefSeq and is a predicted model, not a curated record.